Molecule: messenger RNA, 2477 nt
Organism: Pogona vitticeps (central bearded dragon)
Lineage: Eukaryota; Metazoa; Chordata; Lepidosauria; Squamata; Agamidae
Source: RefSeq, a predicted model, not a curated record
ACUGUGGUUUUGUGGACCGCGGGCUUUGCACGACAGGCUCAAUGGAGAUACGUCGGAAGACCUCUGUGGCACCUGAACAAGAUCUGGUUGAGAUUAACUGCAAGGACAUCACUUGUAUCCAGGAUGAAUGGGAUGUCGAAGAGUUUGUCUCAAAAACAUGCAUGGGGAUAUUCCUUCAUCACCAAGCCUUCAAGAUAUUACUGGCCUUCUUCAUCAUUCUCAAUGCAGUCAUUAUUGCUGUGCGAACAUCACCAUCAUUAGAGGAGAAAUACUAUGGAUUCUUCUCUGCUGUAGAUACAAUUGUUCUGGCUUUUCUCAUCUGUGAAGUUCUCCUAAACUGGUGUUAUGGAUUCUCAUUGUACUGGAAGGAUGGAUGGAAUAUCAUCAACUUCUUAAUUGUGGUAUUUCUCUUCAUUGGCUUGCUCAUUCCUGCACUAGAUGACAAGACGAUGUUACACACAUUCAGAGUCAUGAGGCUGAUGCAGGUGUGUACGUUGGUGGGUGGCCUGGCAAGGAUGAUUCAGGUGAUCUUGCAAUCUGCUCCUGACAUGGCGAACAUCAUGAUCCUGCUCUUUACCAUCAUGCUGAUCUUCUCUGUAUUUGGAGUGACCCUCUUUGGAAGUCUUGUCCCAAACCAUUUUGGGAAUCUAGGCACAGCUCUGUACUCCCUCUUCAUCUGCAUAACCCAAGAUGGGUGGGUUAGCAUAUACCAUGACUUUGAAAAUGAAGGCCUUGCCCUGGAAAUAGGUGGGGCCCUCUACUUCUUUAUCUUCAUCACGUUUGGGGCCUUCAUCUUCGCCAAUCUGCUGGUGGCUGUGGUGACGACAAACCUGGAGCAGUCCAUGGCUGCGUACAAUGAGGAGAGACAGUUGCAAGAAGCUCAAACCCUUCUUGCGUUGGCCUACAUCAGGCUGGAUGAUGAUGCAGAUGAUGACUUCCCCAUGAGUCAAUCUGAGCCUGUGCAUAUGAAAGAGGUCAUGCAUGGAACACCUAUGACCCAUCGUCAAGAACUGCUUAGCUUUGGUAAUCUGAGCAGUCUGACCGAAGCUACGUGUGAAGAUCUCUGUGUUGUCUUGGAAGCAAUCCACGAGAAUAUAAAAGAAUACCAGGUGAUCCGAGAUGAGCUCGAACGAAUAGUCCAGGAAGUGAGAUCCAUCAGAUUCAAUAUAGAGCAAGAACAAGAGAUAGUUCUACGAAACAUCCGUGGGGCAAACAUCUCGGAAACAGUGCUUGGCCCCGAUGUCACACAAGGGAAACUGGGUGAUGUUCUGACUGCGCUGAUGAACCUGGAAAAGUCCAGCAUGAUGGAGGCAGAAUACCAGAAGGGAGCAGUGAAAACAGCAGCCAUGCGAGCCCGGCGGCAGUCGCUCAUUACGGCAGGAGGACCUGCAGACAAGAUCAAGAAACGCCGGGAGAGCUUGAUAGCGGGAGAGACGCCUGCAGAUAAGACCCAAAGUCAUCGUCGGUCGAGUCUGACAGGAGGUCCCACAGAGAGGAGCCAGAAGUAUCAGGAGGGCUUGGAAGGAACAUCUUUGGACCAAAAUCAGGGUCAUGAUGGAAGCUCGGCAGGAGGAAAUCCAGAAAGAAGCCAAAGGCAUCAGGAGAGCUCGCCCCAGCAAGAAGGAUCUUCUGUGGGCAGAAGUCCAGAUCAUCAGGCAAAAUUGCACACUGGAAAAUCAGGAGAGUGAGAAGAGACAAGCCAGGGGUCAGGACUUUGGGAAUUACGCAUCAUGGGAAAAGAGGAUCGCUACAGAAGAUGCCAGAAGCCGGUGGCAAUCAGUGGAUUAGCAACCAAAAAGGCUAAAUCAUGUGACUGACAAUAAUGUGGUUAGAAUAAUUUCCAAAAUGGAGACCUUUCAAAACCAGCAGCACUUUGGCAUGUUAAAAAACAUUGGCUGUAAGAAAUUCACCAAGGGAAGGGAGAAAAUUUACCACAGACAUUGAACUCAAGCGACAGCCUUAAUAUUAACACGAUUCCUUGGAUAUGAGUUAUGAAGGAACUCUCCUCUGAGCAGGCAGGAUUUCUCAUGAGUAACUUCCGGAGUUCCUUAUGUGGUUUGGAAAAUUCAAAGUUCUGGCCCAUUCUUUGCAGGCAAAACCAAGAAUGAACACCCAGGAUUUCCGGAUAUGAAGAUAUACCUGUAACAAUGUUCUAAGCCAUUAGUGGCAAAUAUUGUUGAGUCUAGGUUGACGCAUAUGACUUACGUCUGGCCCAAUAGGAAGGAAUGUGGGGAAGAGUACUGUUGCCUUAGGCAACGUUCAUCAUGAAAUUUCGGAUCAUGGGUUCUCUCAUAUACUAGUGUUCUAAUCAAGAGACAUUGGUUUAACCUUCUUCUGGCCUUCUGUAAAGCCACACGCUGGCGCUGUGCCCUGCUCCAGCAACUGCUAUCUCAUCUGGGAUUGCUUUGCAUGCAGCGAGAGGAAGAGGAUUUUGUUUGCUAGUCUGAUAGAGAUGGAGGUAUUCAUAUACGAAUAUC